Messenger RNA from Sphaerodactylus townsendi, 1641 nucleotides. RefSeq names its product glutathione peroxidase 1 (gene GPX1). The record is from RefSeq and is a predicted model, not a curated record. The transcript has 2 exons. Gene Ontology annotation, biological process: response to selenium ion; glutathione metabolic process; response to hydrogen peroxide. Lineage: Eukaryota; Metazoa; Chordata; Lepidosauria; Squamata; Sphaerodactylidae. Gene Ontology annotation, cellular component: cytosol; mitochondrion. Gene Ontology annotation, molecular function: glutathione peroxidase activity.
UGGGCGGAGUUUGCUCCGAGCCCUGAAAAGCGGGUGAGCGGCGCGACCUACGCAUUUGCUUCUUAUCCGAAGGGAUGGCCGCGUCUUCUUCGCUGUCCGGGUUAGCGGGGCUGCUGCUGCGGCCAUUGGGCGCCGCGGAGACCGUAGAGCUGGGCUCGUUUCUGGGUCGAGUGAUCUUGGUUUCCAAUGUGGCCUCGCUUUGAGGCACCACGGCCCGGGACUUUACUCAGUUCCGGGAGCUCCAGGAGCGCUUUGGACCCCGCGGGUUUACGGUGCUCGCUUUCCCAUGCAACCAGUUCGGCCACCAGGAGAAUUCCACCAAUGAAGAGAUCCUGAAUUCACUGAAGUAUGUCCGCCCAGGCAAUGGGUUUGAGCCUAACUUCCCUGUAUUUGAGAAGUGUGAGGUGAAUGGAGCAAAUGCGCACCCACUUUUCAAAUUCUUGAAGGAAGCAUUGCCUUUCCCACAUGAUGAUCCAGUAUCACUCAUGACCAACCCGCAGUGCAUCAUCUGGUCUCCUGUGUCCCGCAAUGACAUCGCAUGGAAUUUUGAGAAGUUCCUUGUAGGUCCUGAUGGUGUGCCUUUCAAACGGUACGGCAGGCGGUUUGAAACUAUCAAGAUCCAGGAUGAUAUUGAAAAGCUUCUUCAGCAAGUUCCAUAAAAUUGACCAGAUUGUCUUUCAGAAAUUUCCUCUUGUGAUAAAGAGCUAUUGAGAAAUGUCUGUCUAAAUCUUGGAAUCCAGUUACAUAUUGAAGAUUUAACAGAUAAGCAUUCAAGAUUUGCAUUGCAGUUGGGAUCAAAAUACAUAGACAUCUGGUUUAAGUUGAUGUGAACCACCGAAUUCUAUGCCAGCAAGCCAUGUAAUAUGGCUGUUCAAUGUAUGUUUCUGUGGUGUGCACAUUUAACUUGAAACAUUACAGAUUAAUAUGUAUACAAUUGACAUCUUGUAUUUGUGUAAUGCAGGGGUCCCCAACCUUUUUGAACCUGCAGGAAUUCACACACAGGAUGAAUGACUGUUUCAGGAGGUGGAGCCAAACAAAAUGUCAGGGAGUAAGGUUGUACAUAACUAAUAGCAAAUCUUUAACAUUCCAGGCAAAAGUCCUAUUUAAAGAAAGCCUUUUAAAAUGAAUACAUUAAAUAAAUAAAUAUAUAUUCUUGCAUAUCCACAACUUUCAAUCAUGUAAUUGAAGAUCCUUCUGCUGUGAUGGCAGCUGUAGCCAAAGCAACUUCUAAAAAACUGCAUAGCCAAUUAGAAAUCCUGCAGGGCAAAGCUCCAUCUGACCCUGCCCUUUUUCUAAAAUAUAUUUGUUUGGCUCCAGGGAAAAUAUCACAGGCGCCGUGAUGCCUACAGGCACUAGAUUGGGGACUCCAGUAUAACGUGUAAACUGGCUAGUAAGUCUUCAGACUUUUUUCUUUCUUCUGCAUUACCUUUUUUAUAUUGCCAAUUGCUAACUCUGGCAGUAAAUUUCUAUUCACCAUCAAAAUUUUAUUAAUGAUGGUGCUUGUUCUAAACAUUUGAAAAGCACUUGAUACACCUAUAAAAUUUUGUAUGUGAUAUGGUAAAUCACUCCAGGGAAAAGUUGGGAAGCUGAGCAGUUUGAUGUGAAAGCCCCUGUACACCAAUAAAAUGCUUGCAAUACUGA